Messenger RNA from Candidozyma haemuli, 4017 nucleotides. RefSeq names its product Rho family guanine nucleotide exchange factor (gene TUS1). NCBI's taxonomy places the organism in Eukaryota, Fungi, Ascomycota, Pichiomycetes, Serinales, Metschnikowiaceae. The record is from RefSeq and is a predicted model, not a curated record. The coding region runs from base 1 to 4017 and encodes 1338 amino acids. Gene Ontology annotation, molecular function: guanyl-nucleotide exchange factor activity. The transcript has 2 exons.
AUGGCUUCACAAACGCCUUCGAAGAAGUCGCUCAGGAGGAAACCACCUCCACCAAUGGAGGACCCUCUCCCACCUCCGGGCAUUGUCUCUGGAGCAACUGGAUCUCCACACUCCAACAGUUCAGUCAACUUCAAUCAUCCCAUGUCCAUGGCUUCACCACCUCUACCGCCCCGAGAGUUACCAAAACCAAUAAUAACAACACUGUAUGAGGAUGAUUCCUUUGAAGUUAAUGAAGAUUCCAUUCUUUCGUAUGAAAGCGCUAGACCCAUGGGACCUAAACAACUACCGAUGGACCAUAGCAUUACCUCCAACGAAACGAUCAACGGCUACGAUAGUGAACUCGCUCCUUCUUCAGCCCAGCCUUCUACCGGAGAUGACGUUUUUCUGGCAUCACCGGGAACUCACACUAGUUUUCCGACAUCACCAAGCCAAUCAACACCUACAGAACAGUCCCAAUCGCAAAGCUCACGUCGCAAAUCCUUCCCGAAACGAAAGUUUCAGAAUCUACUGCAAGGUGGCCUAUCUCCAUUCAAUUCAAAUGAUUAUUCAGAUAAUAUCAAACUCGAACAGGAGCAAAUGGCUUCCUUGAAUAUUCCUCCUAGACCAAAGGGCUCCGUCGCAGGUCCCGAUCCAAUGCCUUCGCCUCCCUAUCCAGUAGACAAUAAUGUGCUUUUUGACCUGGAUGACAAUCAAAGCAUUUACAACCCAUACACCGACCAAAGCCCUAAUACCCCAUUCCGCAUUCCCACCUUGGUCGGUAAUAAUUUACUGCCUACCUUGCCAAAUAAGCUUGAUCCAGACAGAUCCACUUGGGAUCAUUCAUUCCAACAAGAUUCGUCUUUUGACGAAGGAAACGAUUCACCCGAGGAACGUAUUCCUCGUUGGAGCUUACUUGAGGCAGAACAAUCCGAUUACUAUGAUGAUAUGGAUCACGAGUAUCCCGCUCCAACUAAAUUCGACUAUUCUAUUCUUCCAGAGCUUCCGUCAGCCAACGACACCACAAAGCUAUACCAAACUGAAGACCCUGAUGCUUCUUUCUCGGGCGAGCCAACAGCAAAACUUCCACAGAGCUCGCUUACCAUUUCGAGAAAGCAUGACUCCUUGCCACCUGUACCACUUGAUCUACCACGCCUACCGUUUUCUUCAUCGUCAUUGAAUGCGCAACACUUCGCAGCAUGUGGGAAUAUUUGGUCUUUGAAGGAAGUGCUUGAGUGGUGUCGUAAGCUCAAAUGCUGGUUACAUGACUCUCCCAUCUCGAAUGAAGAAUUGAAGAAAGCUCUUAUAAAACUUCUUGUGUUCCAUAAAAGAAGUCUCCCAGUUGAUAUCAUCAACAGGAAUGUCAAUGCCAUGCUUGAUUCUCUUGUGAAAACAAAUGCAAUAACGUUGGAUGAUUCGCCCGAUGAAGCAGCUAAAGAGCCUACUUCAAUCUCAAUUGAUGAUCAUGCAGAGGUAAGCGCUGUCUUCCCGGAGUUGACAGACUGUUACGGCUUCUAUAGAGAUCAUCAGACUGAGGAAAAGACUGAUAAUCUUCUUUCGUGCUAUUCCUCAAAGUGUGAAAUCAACAGAUGGAUUGAACAAAAGCACAAGUUAGAGACAACAAAGAUUGAAGAUAUAGAACUAGGAGCUGAUUGGGCGAGUCAUUGGCAACUUGCUGCGGAUGACAUGGAUCUCGACUCUGCAGUUACCAAACGCCAAUCAUUUUUGUUUGAUUUGAUAAAAUUUGAACAAAAAUUCAUUCAAAGAGCUGAAUGUUUUGUGAAUAUUGUUGGGCCAGAUUUCAUUAGGACGGCAACAGCAGCAGCUGGUUCUUCAAUCGUAACUUCGCAUAAAAAAUUCAGAGAGGAUGUCUUGACUUCAGCAAAGGAUUUACUCGAAGUUCAUAAGUCAGUACUUAUGGAACCCCUCCUCAAAUUGCUUUUGGCAGAAGGAAGAAUCAUAAGCGAUGUUGUGAGCAUAGCAAAGUUUUACAGAACGUGGUCCAAGGCAUCUACGGAAGGGUUGUUGCGCUAUAUGAGCGUUGUUCCUAUGAUUGAAGAUAUACUCCAAAAUGAAUAUCUCAAAAGAUGGGAUGAAAACUUGAGGACUAAUGCGACUGUGAAGGACUUAAAAGUCAACGGAAAUAUGCUCUUAUUGAGUACUUUCAACUCCAGGUAUCAACAACUCCCCUUGCAGCUUUCGGAUAUUCGUAAAACCUUUAAAGAGAAUGAUCCAGCACAUGCUGAAAUUACGAAAACGAUCGAAAGCAUAAAGAAGCUAGGGAGUAAAGUUAACGCAAUGAAAGUUCACGCUGACAACAUUCACGCACUUAGGCGGAUUGAAAAGCAAUUGACAUGGAAGUCUAGUGUUAUACAGCCAAAUCUCAAUCUUCAGUCUAAACUGCGGAAGUUUUUCUUUCGUGGUAACCUUAACAGAAAAGGUGACUUGAAGAUAAACACUCACGCUGUCCAUGUCAUUGUGCUUGACAACUAUAUUCUUUUGACGGAGAAGUCAAAGGGGCCACGUUCUGCUAAUUACAAGGUGGUGGAGAACCCAAUUCCACUUGACUUUGUUAUUCUUGAGAAUCGUGAGCGUGAGGUCGGGACACUUGCCACUAUUACAACCCCAAUACUGGGUACAACUGUGAACAACAAUAAAGAUGUUGAGAACGAUGACUCUGAUGAAUCUACCUUUCCUUUCAAGAUUCGCUACGCUGGUCGUGGCAAGAGUCAAGCAUAUACAUUUUAUGCUACAAGUGAGAGCGAGAAGGAGAAGUGGUUUACGGGUAUCCUUCAAGCCCGUUCUAAUCUUUUAAAGAAAGUUAAACCAUUGGCUCCAUACAAUGUUGAAGGAACCGAAUGUGCUUACUUUGCUUAUGACUACGGUGACCGUAUGAUGAAGCUUCCAAUGUGUCCUUCAAAUGAUCCCUUGCAAAUUAUUUCCAAAGAGACGAGCUUGCUCUUGAAGCAACGUGGUGUCAGUUCUGAUUUGUAUUCUCCGAACAAUACUCAUGACUCACUUGUCUCAGGAAAGGUCAAAUGCUCUGAAACAUUCACCUACAAGGAGGUUUCCUUCCACUUGGUUGGUUUGAGCGCCGGCCUUUACUGCUCAGAUUUGAAGAAUCGUUGGAAGCGGAUGCUCAAUGCAACAAACGUUACGAAGAUCACAGUUCUCCCUGCUUUUAACGUGCUCGUGGUUUUAGCUAACAAGACCUUGAAAUACUAUUCUCUCCCGCAGUUUGUGGAUGUUUACUUUGAGAGAAAGGAAACCCUCUCUUCCACGAUGCUUUCCAACGAUCAAAUUCAAUUCUACGAGAUUGGCCGCCAUAGAGGAGUACCUACCCUUUUCUUAGCCAAGAAGAAGAAUGCUGGUGUUACGAACUUCAAGGUUUUCACGGUUGAAACUGACAAUAAUGGAAUUUUCAGCUCCUUCUUCUUGAUCAAGCGUUUCUACAUCCAGGCUGAAUGCUACGGGUUGUCGAUUUUCAACACCACGAUUGCCGUUCAUACGCAAAGGGGAUUCGAAGUGUUAGACUUGCAAAGACUCCAGCCUCGAACCGUUCCUGAGCUUCCAACCCAAGAUGCGUCAACUAAGAAGAUCGACGUCUACAGCAGAAAGGGCCUCUUACAAGGAAGCGAAGGGAUCAGGAGGGCGCUUGCUCACAAUAGCAUUAAGCCAAUGGGUAUGUUUAAGCUUAACAAUAACAAGGAGUUCUUGUUGGUGUACAAUGAGUGUGCAAUAUUUGUGAACAAAUCGGGAAAACUCUCACGCAAUACAAUGGUGAAGUUUGAUUUCAGACCCAAGGGCACAGCUUUCCACGAUAAUGAGCUAUUUAUCGUAAAUGAGGAGGUGGUCGAAAUUUGGUCAAUCAGCGACCAAGCAAACGGCUCAAAUAUGCUUCACCAAGUAAUUUCGGGUAAAGAUAUUUCCGUGAUUAAUACCGAAAGUAUGUGUUUCGUCUCGGCAAAUCCACGGAAAAUUGGGUUGCAAAUGGUGUUUAAUGUGGUGGCCAAGCGACCUGCAGAAACCGAACCCCGUUAG